CGUCACGAGCAGACGACAAAUCGAUCGCUUCCCAUCAGUCAUAGCGGGGAAGUUGGUGACAGAUGGGAAAAGUUCGAUCAAAACUUUUCAGUAGUUUCACGUCAUGAGUAUGUUUUCGACGAUCGUCACCAUCCCGUGGAUAGUAACCGCCAUUUUCACACCGACUGAGAAAGGGAAGGAGUGAACCAAACUGAACAAAUACUAUAUCUGGAGUGUACACAGGAAGGCCAUCACCUAUCGGUUCUACAGCCGCACUUGGGGCUAUUCUCCAUCGCUCGGGGAUCUGUAAACACAUUCAGCAAUGCCAAGACUCGCUGUCCUGUGCCUGGUGUGUAUACUUGGCGCAAGGGCGUCCGAUGAUUCAGAAGAAUGUAUAGGGAUACUUGUAACAGGACUCAGUGCUCGGCAAGUCGGCGAAGGUAUCCGCACACAGCUGAAUAGUGUGCGAGCGGACUGUGUAAUUACAUGCGGUUCUUCGUGCUGUGAAACAGAGGGCUGUAACGUCGCAGUGUACGACAACGCUACCACAGAAGGAGUUCCAAACUGUCGUCUGCUCACCUGCAACCCCUUGGAAGCCUGCGUUGGUUUCAUUGAAGAGGCAGAUGCUACUUCUGUGCUUCAGUUACAGCGAGUCACAGAAGAACUUGUUCGAAAAAAAAGAGCAGCCCCUGAUGCAGGAAAUCCUCAAGGAUUCCCACAACUUAGUGGACAGGAUCCUAACGCAAUUACACCUAACUUAUCCACAUCUGGACCAACGAGCUCACCGACCGGAAGUAACACAACCCUAACAACAACACAAGGAAAUAACGGUUCCAAUGUUCCUGUGUCGAACAAUAACACCGCCACCACGCCAGCGGGUGGUAAGACUAUUGGUGCAACAUCUAGUGCUCCUUCCCAGGCAGCCACAAACCUGGAGCAGUCGGUUGAUCAACAAAUUAAAAAACUUGCAGAUAAAGACACACCGGAAGGAAGUGUUUCUACAUCCACAACGUCACCUUCUCAAGGUGAAGGUCAGGGAGUUUUGUUAGGUGGUGACGGCACAAUUAAUCAGUCAAAUCCCGUACCACAAGGCAACAUCACGCAGAAUGUAAGUAGUGACUCAACAUUGAAUACAUUACAGGACAAGUCCAAAGGAGUUCAGAUUGGUGAUGCCGGUGUGAUCGGUAACAGCGUUCCCUCUCCUUCGUCCCCUGGCGGCGAAAACGCCACGACUUUAAACACUACUUUAUCUCCUUCGCUGUCAGGAAUACAUGACCUGGCGAGUGGUGUAGGAGUUUCUUCUUCUCCCCCGCCCCCUGGUGGCCAAAUAGGAGGUGUCCCUGGUGACAAUGUCACAGAUAACUCUACUUUAACCCCUGCGCUUUCUGCAUUACAGGAUAAGGACAAAGGAGUGCCGAUUGCGGACGAUGCAAACCUUUCUGGUGAAUCCUUCCCCACCCCUCCCCCGCUGGGUCAGUCGGGUAGCACUAGUCAGACUACCAUCAAGACGCCACCACCCCCAUCCCCAGCCUCCCCUCCUUUCCCCACUUCUCCCGAGACGCCCGCUGCCACAUCGACUACCAGCAGCAACACACCCGUUAGUGGAACUACUUCCUACCCAACACCUCCACCCCUUGUAAACAAUAACACGUUUCCAUCUCCCCCACCACCUUCAACGACGACGACAACAACGACGUUAUCUACAACAACUAGUAGUCCUACUACACCACCUCAGACGCAGUCUUCGACAACCCAGGGUACUACUACACCCGUUGCAGCAACGUCACAAUCUACGUCAUCUACAGCCCCAACACAAUCUACAGUAACGCCAACAAAGCUUUUGACAACCGUGUCCACAACACAAUAUCCGUCAUCGGAGACAACGUUGUCAACAGCAGCAACCACUGCUGCCACGCCAACGGCUACAACACAAGCAACAACACAAGCAACAACACUAGCAACGGAGAAGACAACAAUACAAUCCACAACACCAGCACUUGCAUCGUCCUCUACAACGACACAAACUACGCCAGACAACAAAAGCACAACUACAUUGUCCUCGACAACGACAUCAUCGACUACGGCCCCGAACCCUCAAGGUAAUGGUAGUGAUGCCGCAGUUGUAGAGGCGGAAGAGAUGCUUGCGGGCGCAAUACUAGAACAAGAAACUAAUAUCUUAUCGAAACCAUCUCCUGACUCCAAUAGCGGGAACGGAACAUUAAGCCAAUCAGCGUCGACCUCUCCAGCAGGCUCGGGUCACUUGAUGGUGGUUGUUCUUGCAUCGGCGUUGUCCAUUGGUCUGUUCAUCUUCCUCGUGGUCGUCAUUAUGGUUGGAAAACGUGUGUUCGAGAGCUGGCAGCGACGCCAUUACUCCCGUGUGGACUACUUAGUAAACGGCAUGUACAACUGACAGUGUUAAAUAUCACCACUAGAACUUGUGACACCAAAAUUCAUUCCAUAUUAUGCAAUCACUUCGUCUUUUCACGAUACGUGUCAAAAUUUAGCGUUUCCAUGAACACUGGAAUGUAUUCAAAUGAUGUAAUCUAUGCGUACAAAAAUCACCUUUCCAUGGCGACUGAUAGGAGUCGACGCGUGACGUCCCCAUGUAUAAGUUUGAAUGAUGGUAUCUGGUGGUUAUAGAUGAACAGUUACAGGCUAGAGAGCUGUUGCUGUUACUGAUGUUGCUGUAUAAUGUGCACGAACAACACGUGUCCUAGCAACACGUGUUCUCGCUUGACUGACCGCAGUCAACCGGCUUGUACUUAAAAGUUAUCCGACACACUCCGUCCUCUCGACACAACACACAACAAAUCCUGCAUUUAGGACCACAGCAACGUCAAUCAGUGCAUGCCUGCACUCCUUUCGUAUUGUCUUUGUUAUAUGUAUAUUCAUUCUUGAAUUCCAAACUUUAUCUCAGCAACCAACACGAAUCUCAUAGACAUUAACAUUGCCUUCCAAGGGUUACGGCGCUUGCGAUAUAGAGUCGUAUCUUCUUAUAGGUUCAGUCCCAUUAACUAAAUUUGGUAUAGAAAUCAGUAAGUAAUAUUUAACAUAACCUGUACAUCAUAUGUGGAUAUAUUGGUAUUCACGACUACACAGAGCUACAAAUCACCUAGACUACGAUGACGUUUAUUGUAUGCAUGAAUAAUCCAUAUUGGGAUAACUUAUCAUUGCCAUAUGUGACACAUGUGAGGGUUGGCCAAUAGAAGACAUCUGUGCGAGGUACUUGGACCACUGACGUGUGAUAUAUCAUUUAGAUCCAGACACGUGACGUCUUAACACAUAGCGUUUGUGUAUUCGUGUGAUAGCGAAGUUGCAUGCAUUGCUUCGGGUAACUUUAAAAUGGUGCGACGUAAAACAAUAUUUACUCACUCACUGUUCAAAUCGACAUUGAUUGAACAUUCAUCCCCCAGAUUGUUGAAAAUAUGAACAGUGUAACAUGCCUAUUUGUCGAGAGUAGGGAAAAGCGUAAACGAGGUUGUAACAAUGUCGUCAGUCUGGACAAUUACCGGGUACUGUAAUAAAAGUCUUGCAGAAACCGAAUUCACAGAUAUUAGUUGUUAUUGGUUUUCGUAAUCUGUACUUGUCGUCAUUAGAUAAGCAAAAUGUUAUGUGUAUUUGAAACUGAAGGUGUUGUAAAAGGCUUUCAUGAACAUACGUGUAUCGGACUUGGCGUAAGGGUGAUUGGUACGUUCUGAGCCUACACAGAAAGACUUAACCUAAAUUAACAUUCAAAUUAUUUAAUUUUUAAUACAAUCUCCCUCCAUGUGGAUACACUUUUCCCAUCGAUGAUGGAUGAAUUUUAUCCAAGUUUCGUACAAGUCCUUCUCUUGGCUGUGCGAAACGUUCUCCACAGUUGCUAUGACGUCAUCGUUCGAGCCUGAUCAGGAGAAUAAGGUGGGUGCUAAAGGUCCAUUUCCAUAAUCAUAAGAAAUCUUUACUAAAAGCGACUGCACGAUUCCGACUAUAUCAUAAGCAAGUGUUUGUGAAUCCCUAUUUAAAAGUGAUGAUUCUAGGUAUUCUUUAAAAGGUGAGCGUAUCCUGCCCCACUGGUGGCACCUGUCACACAAAAAAACGUAUGCAAGGGCAAGUCAAUUGUUCACCUAAAACAAGGAACGGGACGAGGGAUUCCUCGGCAUCCCGCAACACGGAGACCAUUGCCUUUCAAGGUGAUGGGACUGUAUUUGCCGUCUUUGGUGGUGGUGAUGUCAAACACUUCCACUGUUUUGAUUGUUUGGAAGUGGUGAACCCAGGUUUCAUCCAUAGUCACAAAUCGUUGCAAUAAUCUUUAUGUUUCAGCUUCAAACAGAGCGGAGAAUCACGAAACAUGGUUUGCCUGGUGCAUUUUUAUCAGUUGUCAGAACUGAUACUUUCUCCAAUAUAUGACACUUUUUAUAGAUAGCAACUUUUUCAUUCCUUGUCACGGCAUUUCAGAGCUAAUUGAUCCUUGCUCCUUCAUUAGGUGAAUGACUUUGUUAGGAGCAAGAAAUAGCUCUGAAACGUCGUGACAAAGAAUAAAAGAAGUUGCUGUCCAUAGAAAAGUUUCAUGUAUUCAUAUUCUCCCAACUUCUUCAAAGACUUGAUACUUUCUGUUGUACGGUUACUGAGAUAAUGGAAUGUACCCUCCCAUGGGGAAUGUCAACUUGACGCAAUAUGACGCUCAGACACUUGCCGGUUGACUUUCACCACAUCGGGGAUACACUUGAUCAUUUCUGGUGUUGCUGAUGUGACCGUCCUUCCAGGAUGGGGUAUGUAUCCCUGCCAUGCUUAAACUCUGCUGUCCUCCACUUUACCAUGUCGUAGGAAGGUGCACCACUCCCUAGUGUUGUACUCGUAUCUUCAAUGACUUUUUGUUAUUAUGACCUUUUCUGCAAGUACUUGAUCACUGCACGUGCCUCAAAUAAGCCCACUGUCCAAAGGCCACAGACCCCUGUCUAUUUCACUGUCAAAGCGAAACAAUUUGCUCAAUUGACGCAAGUGUUUGUGGAUAUACUUCCGUGACAUUAUUUAAUGACCACAACUAAAGAUUACACUAUUACACAAUUCUAUCUAUGUGAGAUUCAGAACUUAUCAAUAAACCCUCGCAUAUCAUGUAUGCUUUAGAGUAUAUUAGAAACAGGAUUAUCAAUUAGGGUUUGGGGAAACAUUUAACAUUUGACAUAACACCAUUGUAUUUCUAUAUAACUUUAUUUAACAAGAAUGUAUGUAAAAAUCAAAUGAUAUAUUAUCUGAAUAUAUAAUGCAUAUAUACAUAUCACAUCAACGAUAUAGAUAUACUGUAUAGAUAAUACCAAGGAGAAAUAAAAUAUGAUCGUCCAAUAUCUUCCUCCUACAUUGCGAUGCGUUCAUCAAAAAGAGGUGUAGCUCACUGCCAUACACUGUCUGUGUGGACAAAUACUGUCACAAAGUAUCUGCAACGUAUGAAGAUCGAGUGACGUGUUUGUUAGACUUACGACACAACAAUACGCCAAUGGCCGAUUUCCACUUUAUGUACUUAACAAGAUGACUAAGAGAAGAACUGCAUGUAUUGCGAUAACUGCAUAGAUAGUAUAGUUCUGUGGACUCCGCUCAAAGAGGCUUUUCGGGUGAUGAUAAACUUCCAAUGUUCUACUAGUAUCUCAGUUAUUCGUUGUGGGCGUUGUACUGGGUCUAAUAAACAGAUAGUUAUUAAACAAGACAUCUAGGGAAUAAAACACGUUCACAAGCUUCUGCGUAUAUAGUUACUUGAACUCGAUUAUUUACAGGCCGCCGUCAUAUAGCUGGAAUAUUGCUGAGUGCAGCGUUAAACAACAAACAAACAAAAG
This is a messenger RNA of Haliotis rufescens (red abalone), 5783 nucleotides long. Its product is annotated as flocculation protein FLO11-like. Lineage: Eukaryota; Metazoa; Mollusca; Gastropoda; Lepetellida; Haliotidae. The transcript has 4 exons. The record is from RefSeq and is a predicted model, not a curated record. Bases 302 to 2389 code for a protein of 695 amino acids.